This is a messenger RNA of Adineta ricciae, 3213 nucleotides long. The record is from the annotation of a GenBank genome assembly. Lineage: Eukaryota; Metazoa; Rotifera; Eurotatoria; Adinetida; Adinetidae.
AUGUUUUUAAAAACAGUUUUGCUUGUUGUGUGUAUGAUCAAUGCGAUUCAUAGUGUUUCUCUGGAAGAAUUUUUUCCAUUUGGAACACAAGCUGGCGAUGAAAUCUUUCCAGCCAAUGAUGAUGGAAGCACAAAUGCGUUGUCUCUACCCGCCAACUUCCCUUAUUUCGAUAACAACCAUCGGAAAAUCUAUUUAGCCAACAAUGGCCUCUUUUCAUUUCUUGGUCCAAUAUCAACUUUCGUGCCAGAUCCGUUUCCAUUGAGUGAUGACCGUCGUCUUAUUGCGGGAUUUUGGUCAGAUAUAGAUACGCGAGGUUACAUUCCAUCAGGUAACCAAGUAUUCUAUCACAUAUAUAGCAAUGAAGAUAAUACAACUGCAUUCGAAAAAGCCACAUCGUACGUUCAACAGUUUUUUCCCAGUGAACAUUCAUUCAAUCCGACAAUGAUCAUAACUGGUACAUGGUAUCGGGUUGGAGCUUUUUCUCAACAAACAAACAAAAAAAAUACAUUUCAAAUUGUGCUGGUAUCAGAUUCAAUGCGUAGUUUUGCUUUCAUGCUAUACCACGAUAUGCAAUGGGCUAAUCCCGGAUAUACAAACAGUUCAGCGUAUACUUCGGGACAAGCUGGUUUCAAUGCCGGCGAUGGAGUCAUUUUUCAGUUGUUACCCUAUUCUCGAACGGCGGACAUCAUUCGUCUUACAGAAAUCAGUAACGUCAAUGUUCCAGGUUUAUUCGCUUUUCGAAUUGAUACGGAUACAAUUACCCUUGGUGGUUGCGGAGAAAACUCGACUAUGCAAUUUCGACCACGCCGCGGUUCACAACUUGGUUCAACAGCAAUUACUAUUCAAGGUCCAUGCUUUACAAAUUUGAGUGAGUCCGCUGUCAAAUGUCGAUUUGGCGACUCACUAGAAGUUGAUGCCAUUGUCAUCGAUGAUUUCCAAGCAAUUUGCUUGACUCCAUCCGUUCCUUUACCCACGUUUGCUAAUGUUUAUUUAAGCAUCAACGGCGGUUGGACAUACGAAGCGUUUCCUAGUACAUUCACGUAUACACGUACAGAGUUCGGAAUGAUCUCAAGCGAUGAUAGUGAAGUUAUAGUUGUUAAUCAGGAACAACUCAGCAUUGCGGUGGGCAGUGAAAUUACUCUGCAAUGGUUUCUUUCUGAUAGAACAAUGAAGACAUGGCCCAAUGAAACCAUUCAACUUCAAGUACAAAUGUGGAGCGUAAUAUUAAACGAAACAAAUGGCGGUAUCAUACUCAACACUCAUACUGUUCUACAAUCAAAUAUCGCUCCGACUGCUGGUUUACAAUCAACAAGUGUUACUAUUGCAUCGCUUGGUAGUACUUACACACAGCCCAUCUUCUUUCGUAUUGUCGCACUCGAUUUGGAAACCAACCUUAUCUAUGCUGCCUUGAGUUCAGCUUUAUUUGUUCUAAAUGAUACUACGGCCGGAUCGACAGAUUAUUGCCAAAGGUGGGCAGCGGGAGAGCCCGAACCAACCACAUGGAAUGAAAACCUCUUGUUGUGUCCAUUAAGAUUGUCUCAAGCACGUGUGGCACGCUGUUGUUAUGAAGCAGAUCCUCUGUGCUCCGAAUAUAAUCAGGAUUCACCUUUGAAUUGUGCGCUUCAUCGCGGCCGAGAAGGACACGACGAACCGUCCGCUGUUGCAUGUUAUGUAUCACUGACACGGAAUGAAGCUCAAUCCGGAGCCGAAUGCUGCUAUGAUGGCGAAGGUCAACUGAUCACUCAUGGUACAGGUGCAGGAACCGACGAUCGUUAUCGACCUGGCUCUUUACCUAUUCUUCAUUUCUUUGGUGAUAUCCUACCAUAUAUUGGAUGUUGUUUGUCGAAUUCGAAUUUUGAGAACUGUGAAACGUACUUUCGUCUCCGACCAAUACGUAGUGGCAGUAACACGCGAAAUCCAUCCGGUGGCGCGUGGGGUGAUCCACAUUUUAUCACUCUCGAUGGAACCGCGUAUACAUUCAAUGGCUAUGGCGAAUACACUUAUUUAGCAGUUACAGAUUCAGCACUAUCGACACAAACACUUGUUUUUAAUUCGCAAGUCCGCACUGCCCCAUUGAAUUCAACUAGCAAUACAGUAACAGUUAUUCGUGGUUUUGCAGCGAAGUCAAAUCAUCCCGAUGCGAAACGCAUGAGUAUUACGAUUUCACGACGAAAUACGCUCAUUGUCCGACGUGGAAAUGAAACUCUCGAUCUUGAUAUUACUAAUGAUGAUAGGAUUUCGUCGAACAAUUCACUGGCCAUCGUUUUCCCAGAACUCGUUCUAGAGAAAAAUCGAACAAAUGGUGCCUUAACACUUUCCUGGUCAAUUGGAAUCAGUAUUCAAAUUACGCCAAUUCCAGUUACAGGUGGUCUCCUACUCAACCUUGGUAUCUCAGUUUCCAACGCACAUCUGCAACGAACAUUCGGUCUUCUUGGGUUAUACGACAAUGAUCCCACCAAUGAUCUUCGUACACCGAAUGGAACUGUUGUUGGUCAACCAAGUACACUCACAUUAGAACAGAUUCAUUAUGAAUUCGGUCAGGCUUGGACAAUCAAUCCAAGUCAGUCAUUUUUCUACUAUGAAUCCGGUGAUUCGGCUCUGUUUUAUGCAAAUCAAACUCUUCAGUAUAGACCAUUAUUUGAAUUACCUGAACUUUCGACAGCAGAAAUGAAUGCAAUACGCUCCGCAUGUGGUAUUGCUUCGUCAGCAACAAAUCAAUCGACCUGGACUGUAGCUCAACAAACAUGUUAUUAUGACAUAGCUGUAACAAACGACUUAUCGCUGGGAGAAGCAUCAAGACUUGUUGCAAACACAAUUGCUCAAACCGAAGCAGAUCAACGUUAUGCACCAGAAUUCAAUUCAUCUCUGCCGUUAACUCUUGCGGUUAAUGCAAACGCCUCAGUAUCAAUUAAUUUCACAGCAAUCAGCCCGUAUACAACAGAUAUCACUUAUACAUUAGUUCAAGGUCCAGCCUCUGCUACAUUCAAUCCUGCUACCGCCAUUUUCCGUUGGACAGUACCUUCUACAGGUCGUGGUUUGAGUGCAGUUGUACGUGUCAGCGCACAAGAUACCCUCUACAACCUCGUGUCCACACGUGACCUUGUUAUUCGUGACGUCGUUAGCUCUGUUCCUCCAACAUCGCUCGGUACUAUUUUAAGGAUCGCAUGGAUGUUCUUACUCGUCAAUCUCGUCGGAACAUUCGUUCUUCUCUAA